ACUCAACUGCCUCAGUCCUAAAACCAUUGACCUUGAUUGAUAAUUUGGAGACCAGAGAAAAGCUGGCUGAUUUACUGCCCACCAACCCCGAUGGUGGCACAGAAAUCUGUCUAGGUCUUUUUAAAGGACUGGAGGUUCUCAGAAUGAAUGGUGGGUUUUCAAAUGGAAAAUAAAUUAUUUUCUUAACUGAUGGAGAGUCUAAUAGUCCAAUAAAUUGCGUAAAAAAUGCCAUCGCAAGUGGUGCUACAGUACACACAAUUAGUUUUGGACAUAGUGGAGAUAAACUUAUGGAAGAGAUGUCUGAAAAAACAGGUGGUAAAUUCUUCUAUGCAGGAGAUACUUUGAAUUCCAAUGAGCUUGUGGAUGUCUUUGCCACACUAACAACUUCUGAUGGAGAUCCAACACAACAGACAAUCCAGCUUGAAAGCCUUGGAUUUACUGUGAGUGGGUCUGGCUUGUUCAGUGGGACUGUGUCCAUUGACAAGACAAUUGGCAACAACACAGCUUUUCUGAUCCUCUAUAAACACAGUCCACCACUAACCAUCCUUGUAGAAAGCCCCUCUGGACAGAAAUAUAAUACAUUUAAACCUGAUCCUCAAGGGAAAUCUCUCACCCUGAAUAUUCCAGGAACAGCAGAGACAGGAAAAUGGACUUACAACAUUACCAACAACGGACAAACACAGACUAUGUCAAUAACAGUGACCAGUCGUGCGGUCAGUGCAGAUGUGCCGCCUGUUACAGUGAAGACUCACAUGAACCAACAGUCCAGUAACGGUGCCCAAGCCAUGGUGGUUUUUGCUGCAGUCAGCCAGAAUGGACUUCCUGUCAUACUGGCAGACGUGAGAGCUACUCUGGAGUCUGAUGCUGGAGACAAACAAGAGCUGGAUUUACUAGAUAAUGGAGCAGGUGCCGAUGCUUUCAGAAAUGAUGGCAUCUAUUCCAGAUACUUUGCACGAAUGAAAAGUGGGAAAUACAACUUGAAAGUGAGAGUACAGAACGGAUAUGGAAAAGCUAGAUUCUCCCUCAAGAGACGCAGUGGUGCCAUGUACAUACCUGGAUAUGUGGUUGAUGGAAAGCUGGAGCUCAAUCCACCAAAGCCCUCUGUUGGUGAGGAGGACCUAGUGGCAGAUGUUGGCAUCUUCAGCAGGACAGCCAUAGGUGAGAGCUUCACUGUGAAUCUGCCACCUGGUGUUCCCUCGACGAAAUUCCCCCCCAACACCAUCACAGACCUGAACGCAGAGUUGGUGAAGGACAGAGUGCUGCUCAUCUGGACUGCACCUGGGGAGGACUUGGACCAGGGCACAGCGAGUGAAUACGAGAUCCGCUACAAUGAGGAUCCUGACCUGCUCAGAUCCAACUUCAGCACCGCUCAUCUGAUCAACUCAUCUAACCUGCUACCAAAUGAAUCUGGAUCCUCAGAACAGCUCUCCUUCACUCACACCAAUGGAAAGAUGAGAAACGGCACCACUCUGUUCUUUGCAGUGAAAGCAGUUGACAAGGAUACGCUUUCCUCUGAAACCUCCAACCUUGCUCAAUUGACCUUUGGCAAUGGUGUAAACAUUGUUACGUCCCCCAGUCCUGUCGUGUGUUCUGUGUGUGUGUUUGUUUCGGCUCUCUGUGUCUUUUCUUUACAGGUGGCGCCAAUCACCCUCAUUGCCAGUCAUCACUGACUCCUCCCUCCCGGUAUCACGUCCAGCUGGUUCCUGUUCCCAUCAUCCAGUCCCAUCAUCCCUUCAGCUGUAUAUCUGUGCCACUGUUUGUUUCGUGCGCGGCCUCUCUCUGUGUAUAUGGUUGCUCUUUCUUUGAGCAGGAGGGGAAGUACCUUGGGAGUGUUAGGAAAGACGCCCUGGGCUUACAUCAUCCAUAGGGUAACUUCCUUGUCUAAACACAUUAGGUUAGACCGGGGCGGACCACCCCCUGUAUAUUGUGUUCGGAUAUGGGUAAGGACUAGCUAGGUUUAUUGUUUUUUACUGCUUUCCUUUACUGUUGGUUGUAGUAUUACAGUGUUCAGAAUGGCGGCAUCGGCCGUUGGUGCGUUUAUUGAUGACCCUUCAUAUGAAGUAUUGUUAGGGCUGCGUAAAAAAGACCUUAUAGCGGUCGCUGGCCAUUACAAUACAGUAAUAAGAAAGCAAGCACUCAAGGCUGAGAUAGCAAUUUACAUAUCCAUCGCCGUGGUAGACAUAGCAGUCGGUUUGAUCGUAGGUGUGACAAGGACUGCAAUAAAACGAAAACAAAUGCUGCAAAUGACAUCACAUAUUAUAAAAUAGGAUGAUUCUGUUUUGCAAGCAAAUAAGCUCUGGUAUAUUGAAAAAAAGAUUCUGAUGAAACCAACAAUGUCCAUUCACAAAUAUUGAUUAAUUCCUGAACAUUGAUAAACACUUCCAACACCUUUAGUUGGACCUUUCUUCUGGCAUUUAUUAGUCUCAUUUUAGGUGGAAUGAUGGUCACGCGUAUGUGCAUGCAUUGUAAGGCUUGGGCCAUGCAUAAUGUUAAAAUGGCUCAGAUUAUGCAACCUAAUGUUUUCAAACAAUUUCCAAUAGCUUUGCUACAUCUGCAUUGCAGCGUUUUUACACAGGCCGAUUCGAAAUGAGGGUUUCUUUAAAAAACUAAAUUUAUAAAACUGAAGAGCCUGUGGUAUUUACUACUUUAGAUGGUGGAGAAUGUCACAAUGUCAACUCUGUCAACUCUUAUAAAUAAAAAACUAAUUGUUUCAUGUGUCUAUUCACAUACAUUUGUCUGUGCUGUGAUUAGUGUAGUGAGUUUUUGAGGUUGUGUGUGCGUGUGCAAGAGUUUGUGGAGCCCAAACAUCUUCAGUACAGUCUCAGAGGCCUGGGAU
Messenger RNA from Osmerus eperlanus (European smelt), 2836 nucleotides. RefSeq names its product calcium-activated chloride channel regulator 3A-1-like. The transcript is spliced from 9 exons. The record is from RefSeq and is a predicted model, not a curated record. Bases 288 to 1670 code for a protein of 460 amino acids. Lineage: Eukaryota; Metazoa; Chordata; Actinopteri; Osmeriformes; Osmeridae.